Salvia miltiorrhiza (redroot sage) is the source of this 2754-nucleotide messenger RNA. Its product is annotated as TORTIFOLIA1-like protein 4. The coding region runs from base 378 to 2273 and encodes 631 amino acids. The transcript has 5 exons. NCBI's taxonomy places the organism in Eukaryota, Viridiplantae, Streptophyta, Magnoliopsida, Lamiales, Lamiaceae. Gene Ontology annotation, molecular function: microtubule binding. The record is from RefSeq and is a predicted model, not a curated record. Gene Ontology annotation, cellular component: microtubule.
GCUUUCGUUUUGUCACAUUUCUAUUGCUCAUUUCCAAAAUUUAUGCCUUAGUUUUAAAUCAAAUCCAACCCCUAUUUUUUAUUUUUCUUCCAAAGAAAGAAAAGAUGAUACGUGUACUCACCAAAACGGCACCGUUGGCCGCAGUUAUUUAUUUCUAGUUAUAAAUACCAAGAGAAAAAUACCAUACUGCCCCGCACCGUUAUAUAUAAUUCUCAAAGGAGAAAUCGGAAAAAAACAGAAAAAGUAAAUCUGAGCUCAACUACCUCUCAUCUUCUCCGACCACCGCGAUGCCGCCGGAGAUGCCGCCGGCGCCUCCGCCACCUCUGCAAACUUAAAAAUUCUCCACUCAUCUCACAUUUUCCAGCAGUUUAACGAGAAUGUCGGCCUCCAAUUCCGCCAAGCAAGCCAAGGCACGUGACAUGAAGCAACGCGUGCUCACGUGCCUCCACAAGCUAGCCGACAGGGACACGCACUCCGCCGCCGCGUCGGAGCUCGAAUCCAUCGCCAGGACGCUCCCCGCCGACGCGCUCCCCUCCUUCAUCUCCUCAGUCGCCGCCACCGACGCCUCCGACAAGUCACCCGUCCGCCGCCAGUGCCUCCGGCUGGUCUCGAUCCUCUCCGAGCACCACGGGAACUCGCUCUCGCCCUACCUCUCGAAAAUCCUCUCCGCCGUCGUCCGCCGCCUCCGCGACGCCGACUCCUCCGUCCGCUCCGCCUGCGUCGCCGCGUCACUAUCUCUCUCCUCUCACGUGACCUCCCCUCCGUUCGCGUCCGUGAUCAAGCCAUUCGUCGAAUCGCUGUUCACGGAGCAGGAAACGAACGCGCAGACCGGCGCGGCUUUGUGCCUGGCGGCGGCGAUCGAGGGAUCGAGGAAUCCGGACGCCGCGAGCCUGAGGAGGUUGCUGCCGAGGAUCGAGAAGCUGGCGAAGAGUGAGAGUUUCAAGGCGAAGCCGGCGCUUCUUGCGCUGGUGGGGAGCUUGGUGGCGGUGGACGGAGUGCUGCGUGGCGGCGGAAGGAAUGUGGUUUGGAAUUUGCUGAAUUUGUUGGUGGAUUUCCUGAGCAGUGAUGACUGGGCCGCGAGGAAGGCGGCUGCCGAGGCGCUGGUGAAGAUCGCCGCCGUGGAGAGCGAAUCACUCUCUGAGUAUAAGGCAUCGUGCUUGAAGACUUUUGAGGCCAAGAGAUUUGAUAAGGUGAAGGCAGCAAGGGAGACGAUGAAUCAGAUGAUUGAAGCUUGGAAGGAAAUUCCAGAUCUGCCUGAUGAGUUCUCGCCGCUGCCGGAAUCGGAGGCCUCAUCUAAACAAAAUGCCAGCGAUGGUUGUUACCCUCCUGUUUCCAAGACUGCCUGCUCUGUUGGGUCUAAUAAUCUUUUAGCAAGGAGAAGAAGCCCUCUGGACACCCCGGCUACCAGGACGCCCCGUGCUGAUGGUUCUCCAGCUUCGACUGCAAGAAAAAGAAGUCCUCUUGGUUCCAAUGUUAGGAAUACGGGCCCAGCGAUGUUCCAGAAGUUGGAUCGGAAGAAGCCCUCUGACUUGAAAGUUGAAAUUGUCACUCCUGCUGGUUGUUACGGUGUGGAAUUAUCCGAUGGUAAGGGUGAUCAUGUUAUGGAAACCAGCGAGGGAGAGAAGAAAGCGUUUGAAAAGUCGGGAAUCAAACGUGCCCUUUUCAAGGAGAACAAUGGGAAGCAGCAUAAGCUUGGUUUCUUCAGAGGUGGCUCUCGUGUCGUUCCAUGUGGUGACACCAGCGUCGUCGUUAGUAAUGAAACGGGAGAUAUCUGUAGGAACCACAGAGAGUGUGAUGACUUAUCUUUGAUACGAACGCAACUUCUUCAGAUUGAAAGUCAGCAAUCCAAUUUGAUGGACAUGCUUCAGAAAUUUAUUGGAAGCUCACAGAAGGGACUGAAUUCCCUUGAGGCACGUGUACACGGUCUCGAGCUAGCUUUGGAUGAAAUUUCAUUCGAUCUAGCUGUCUCAACCGGAAGGAUGUCACAAAAUGGUGCUGCUGGAGCUAUGUGCUGCAAGCUACCCGGUACCGACUUCUUGAGCUCAAAACUGUGGAGAAAAGCAGGAUCUCGUUCUUCAACCUCUCGAUUACCUGCUGCUUCUAAUGGAAACCCAUCAGUUUUUGGAAAUGGACAAGGGUUUCCCAUGGAACACCGAAGGUUUCUCCAAGGUCGCCAUGCGCUUGUCAUGAACCCACUGGCCAAAAUCCCGAGUGGCUCCCCGGCACUCCCUGAAGUUUCCUCAAGUGGACUUGUAUAUAAUAGUACUGCUUGAUGUGCGUCGUCCUUUCAUGGCUACUAGAGGUGAUGGGCCAAGUAGAGAUUGUGCUGCAUAUAUAUGAAUUUGCCAACUAUAGCUUUGAUUUUGGAGAAUACUAAUACUCUUGCUAGCCGGGCAUACACACGGUUUCCUCGGUGAAACAAGGAUCAAGAGAACGAUCCUAGCACCGGUAUCAGUCCUUAGAUUCCUCGUUUCUGCACGAGUGCACGAGCCCCGUGAGUCGAAGAAGAACCAAGACCGUCCAUCGGCAGGUACGGUGAGUGUGUUCAUCAUCAGAGAAAUGGACACACUUUAUGCACAUAUGCUCGAGAAAUGAAAAGCUUCUGCUUCAAUAUUUUCUUUAUGUAGUGAUAGAAUUUGUUGUAACUCUUUAUUGAGUUGAAUGAUGGCGAAUUGAAUGAUAUGAUGAGCUUAGAAUUUGUUGUCACUCUUUAUUUUCUAAGAAACUUGAUUGUGUUGUGUUUUCUGCUCAUAA